Trichoplax adhaerens is the source of this 885-nucleotide messenger RNA. RefSeq lists its product as uncharacterized. The transcript is spliced from 4 exons. Bases 1 to 885 code for a protein of 294 amino acids. NCBI's taxonomy places the organism in Eukaryota, Metazoa, Placozoa, Uniplacotomia, Trichoplacea, Trichoplacidae. The record is from RefSeq and is a predicted model, not a curated record.
AUGGAUUCCUCGAAAUCACCCAAUGCAGAAAAUGAAGACGAUCAUUUUUUCGACGAUAUCCAAUGGAUAGAAGGCGAUUGUAAUUUUGUAAAGGAUACGAAUGAUGAAUUAGCUCCGCCAACUACAGUAGCUGAUAUCGAUCAUCAAAUACGUGGAAUGGCAUUGGAAUUCACCUGUUGUCAUCUUACACAAUCAUUUCAGUCUAUUCAAGACGCUAUUUCCAUGUGUUAUAAUAAAAUUCAACUGGAAGAUAUUUACUUAGCAGACCCAUUACGCUUAUUAACCUAUGAAUCAGAUAUCAUCAGCAAGGAUAGACUGUGGAACUCAUUGCAGACAAGAUUACGCAACUACGAUCAACCACUUAACUGGCCAAAUUCAAGAGCAUGCAUGAUCACAUUAUCCACACUAGACAUAGACAUGGAUAAGAUAUUAAAAGCAACUAGGUCAAAUUCAAGUCCGAUAAAAAAUUACACCUGCGAUAUCUUUGGUAUGUAUCAUCUAAUGAUAUCUGAGGACGAUGGUAGACAUGAUGAAGAUGACUCGACCGAAUCUAUUUCUGCUGAUGAAUCCACGAAGGAUGAUUAUAGCUUAUUAGAUUUUUUCCAGGGAGAUGAUAAGAAUAUGGCCUUAGCUCUAUCCAAUUGCCAAAUGAAUGAAUUACUUCAAAUAAAGGAAGAAUAUACCGAAUAUAAUGAAGCAAUCUCUAGUGAACUAAUUGACCAAUUAAGGUUACGUGAAGAAUACACCAAUCAAAUAUUGGUACGGCAACGUUUUAUUGCUAUGCUAAGACAAUUAGAAGAUAGACGUGAAUUUACUCGAAAUAGCAAGAAAAAAUCGACCAAGACAUCCAGUGAUAAAUCUAAUGUGGUAAAGUAUUAUUUUUAA